CCUCUGCCCCACGGCUGCCCCGGGCUUUUGCACGGUCCUCGCGUGGGCGGAUCGGCGUCACAGCCAUGACAGCCAUCGAGGGAGGGGACCCACAGAUAUAGCAGCCGUCCUAAUCCUUGGAGCUCAUCCCCUAAUCGCCUGCGUCGGGCUCCGGUGGAGGGUGUCGCCAGCAAUCAAUGGCGGGGUCGGCGGCGAGCGAGGCACGGGCCUGGAGCCCGGCCCCGGCCAUGUACGAGGAGUACCGGCCGCCUCCGCUGGACGCCAUCCGCCUGCCUCGCUACGCCUUGUACCUGCUGAUGGCCGCCGUCCUGGUGGUGGCCGUGGCCUACGCCAUCGUGGGCCACCUCAUCAAAGACCUCGCUCAUGACUUGGCCGACUGGGCCUUUGGCCCUAAACCAGACCAGGAGGAAGGCCCACGGGAGCUCCGGGCGAGCUUGGCCACGGAAGACCUGGAAGAGCUGGACCUUCAGCUGGCCCUGACCUGGCGCAGGGAGGAAGACCCCGCCCGGGCUCCUCGCCGCCCCUCCAUCGCUUUCCGGGACCCUCCCGUGCAAAGUGACUUUUGGAGGCUGGACUGACCAGGAGGGACAGCACCUGCGAGGCUGGCCGGCCUGGCCGUUCUUAGGCUCCCUGAGCCCUCACCACCUCAGCUGGGCCUCCUGUGUCUGUUGUAUGACACAGGCUGGCCUGAAGCUCAGAAUCCCCCUGCCUCAGCUUGAGUGUUGGGAUUAUAGACACAAACCCCACCUUAUUAAGACUUUGAGAUAGGAUUU
Messenger RNA from Chionomys nivalis (European snow vole), 773 nucleotides. RefSeq names its product small integral membrane protein 44-like. Bases 177 to 578 code for a protein of 133 amino acids. The record is from RefSeq and is a predicted model, not a curated record. NCBI's taxonomy places the organism in Eukaryota, Metazoa, Chordata, Mammalia, Rodentia, Cricetidae. The transcript has 2 exons.